UGCUAAUUGAGCAGCUGACCUACUUUGCCUUUGUCCACCGACAGUUAUUAAUAAUGUGACAGAAGAUGGGGGACUGGAACUUGUUGGGGAGUAUUUUGGAAGAGGUCCACAUCCAUUCCACCAUCGUCGGAAAGAUCUGGCUCACCAUCCUCUUCAUCUUCCGCAUGCUCGUGCUGGGCGUUGCGGCCGAAGACGUCUGGGAUGACGAGCAGAGCGAAUUCGUCUGCAACACGGAGCAGCCGGGCUGCAAGAACGUCUGCUACGACCAGGCUUUCCCCAUCUCCCUCAUCCGAUACUGGGUCCUGCAGAUCAUCUUCGUGUCCUCCCCCUCGCUGGUCUACAUGGGCCAUGCUCUGUACCGUCUGAGGACCUUGGACAAGGAGAGACAUCGCAAGAAAGCCUGUCUGAAAGCAGAGCUGGAGAUAACCGACCCCGUCCAGGAGGAGCAUAAGAGAAUCGAGCGGGAGCUCCGGAAGCUGGACGAACAGAAGCGAGUGAGGAAAGCCCCCCUCAGAGGCUCUCUGCUGCGGACUUAUGUUUUCCAUAUCUUGACCAGGUCGGUGGUGGAGGUGGGCUUCAUCAUCGGCCAGUGCGCUCUGUAUGGCAUCGGACUCUCGCCUCUGUACAAGUGUGAACGGUUGCCUUGUCCCAACAGCGUGGACUGUUUUGUGUCCAGGCCAACAGAGAAGAACAUUUUCAUGGUUUUCAUGCUGGUUAUCGCCGGGGUUUCCUUAUUCCUCAACCUGCUGGAGAUCUUCCAUCUGGGCGUGAAGAAGAUCAAGCAGGGUCUGUAUGGAUACAAGUAUGGAGACGACGACAGCGUGUGUCGCUCCAAGAAGAACUCCAUGGCGCAGCAGGUGUGUUUGCUGACCAACUCCUCGCCCCAGAGGCUGCUUCAGCUCACUCAGAUGCCCUGCUCCGUCCUGUCCGAGGGACACGUGGACACUUUGGCUUUGGCCCCUCCGAAUCAGGAGAGCUCCAACCAGAACGCCGCCCUGCACGCCCAGACCGACAUCCAGGGUCUGCAGCAGCUGGGGGCGGUGGAGCGGCGCCACACUCUGGACCACAGGAAGCCCUCGUGCAGCAGCGACGAGUCCGCCGGGCUCAACGGGCCGGGGAAGGCGCACUACCGCGCCGGGCCGCGGCCCACGCUCACGGCCGGACACAUGGAGAUCCCGGCGGCCCUGAGGAACCCGCAGAGGAAGCAGAGCAGGGUGAGCAUCUGCAAGGAGCUCAGCGACACCAGCGACUCCCCGGAGAGCGACCACUUCCCCACCGCCAGGAAGUGCAGCUUCAUGUCCCGCGGCCUGUCGGAGGGCAAGCUGGCCAGUCCGUCCGACAGCGCAGACUCCCAGAGCGGAACCGACAUGGAGACCCAGCACCUCAACCAGGGCGAGAGUCCCGUCAUGACCCCCCCACCGCCAGCCAGCGGGAGGAGGAUGUCCAUGGUAAGAAAACCGUCAGAAGCUUCAUUCCAGCAGGUCUUCUGUCCUACGUGGAAGCUGCCAUGUGAAGCUGUGAAGUAA
Molecule: messenger RNA, 1526 nt
Organism: Salarias fasciatus (jewelled blenny)
Lineage: Eukaryota; Metazoa; Chordata; Actinopteri; Blenniiformes; Blenniidae
Gene: gja10b
Product: gap junction protein alpha 10 b
Exons: 1
Coding region: 66-1526 (486 amino acids)
Biological process (GO): cell-cell signaling
Cellular component (GO): connexin complex
Molecular function (GO): gap junction channel activity
Source: RefSeq, a predicted model, not a curated record